AAAAGUCCUUCCGUUCCCAGUAAAUUCCCAUCGUUUCGACUCAACGAUGGAGGGAAUCGAGCACCAAAAUUCUCAAAAUCUCGAAACUCUUCAAAACCCUAGCAUCUCUCAACAAGAUCCAGAACCAACAGAGGCCAAGCCCGCUGCUGCUCUCGAUCGAAAUGAGAUCUUCAAAGCACUGGAGAUCGUUGAGAGGGACGCCGUCGCCAUUGCCGACAGCUACGCCUCCCUCUUCUCCUCGCUUCGAAUGGCUCUCUCUGAGGCAACAAGUACGUCCGUGGAGAAUAUGCAGUGUUUCAGUGAUGUUGUUGGAUCCAUACAGGAAUCUGCCCUUGAUGCAGCAACUAAGGGAAACCGAUACAUAAAUUCAUGCUUGAGAUUGAGUGAAGAAUUGAAGGGCAUGGAAACUCUUGCUUUGCAACUAAAGGUUUUGAGAAAAAAUGUCGAUGCUCUGGAUUCAGCUGUGGACCGAUUAGUUCGGCUUCCUUGAGGGACAUCUGAAAGUUGUUUGGAGUUAUGGAAGGCUAAUGUAACUGGGCUUUAUUUCUCCUGUAUGUACGUAAUAUCACACGAAGAAGUUCCACAAAAGAACCAACCUGGCUAGAUUCUGAGAUGGUUUUUGCAUAUAAUGAUGCCAGAAGCUACAAGGGUUGUGAGAAGUUGUUUUUAUUUGUAAUUUUCAUUUGAGACACUCCUAUUGAUGUCCUUUUCUUUACAAAUAUUAAAUUUACCAUAAACCACCAUAAAACAAGUAUCGACGAGCCAGAUUUGAAGAUUUUAGUUGAUAUUGUGCAAGAACAUCUCAGGGAUAUUUGUUGGGGGUCCAUUUUGGAACUUCGGGUAUUUUACUAAAUGGUGAUUGUGUAACGCUUGAUAUCAUGUUAUAAAUAUUAUAUAAUUCUUGUUAUA
Asparagus officinalis (garden asparagus) is the source of this 909-nucleotide messenger RNA. RefSeq lists its product as uncharacterized. The record is from RefSeq and is a predicted model, not a curated record. NCBI's taxonomy places the organism in Eukaryota, Viridiplantae, Streptophyta, Magnoliopsida, Asparagales, Asparagaceae. Bases 47 to 490 code for a protein of 147 amino acids. The transcript is spliced from 6 exons.